CAACACUGGUUGCUGGUGAAUUCAAGCCAAUGUGGUGAAUUUCGUCUUUGUUGAGAAAAAAUGUCGACGCGAAAAGUAUUUUAAUCAUUAGUCAGAAAAGCCAGUGUAUGCGAAUUCUGGAUUUUGGCAAAUAUCAAAUCAAAUAAGAAACGCGAUAAGGUUCAAGACUGGAUACACAGUGGCAAAAGCAAGGCACAAGUUAUGUAAAUGCAAUCAACUGCAAUUUAUGCACAAUUUCGGUUUGCCAGACUGCGACACGGUGGCGUUCCUGUCGACCACAAAGUGAAACUGCAGUGGGGAAAGUCGCACGCAGCAGCAGCACCCCCACACAACACACACAUACACACACACACAGCGACAAUAAGAGCUAUACAAAUAAUAACAACAACAAAAAGAAGACGAAGAAGAAGAGGAGGAAAGUAUGGACAAUUGCGAUCAGGACGCUGGCUUCCGAUUGGGUCCCAUCAAGGAGGAGGUCAAGCCAGACAUAUCGCAGCUGAAUGACAGCAACAACAGCAGCUUCUCGCCCAAGGCCGAGAGUCCGGUGCCCUUUCUGCAGGCCAUGAACAUGGUCAACGUGCUGCCGGCCAGCAACAACAAUAACAAUCAGAAUCAAUUGGCGCCGGCCGCCCAGCAACAACAGCAGCAGCAGCAGCAACAGCAACAACAACAAUAUCCGCCAAAUCAUCCGCUUAGCGGCUCGAAGCAUUUGUGCUCCAUUUGCGGAGAUCGGGCCAGUGGCAAGCACUAUGGCGUCUACAGCUGCGAGGGCUGCAAGGGCUUCUUCAAGCGCACGGUGCGCAAGGAUCUCACAUAUGCUUGCCGCGAAAAUCGCAACUGCAUCAUUGAUAAGCGGCAGCGCAAUCGCUGCCAAUAUUGCCGCUAUCAGAAGUGCCUGUCGUGCGGCAUGAAGCGCGAGGCCGUGCAGGAGGAGCGACAGCGCGGCGCACGCACCUCCACCGGUCGCUUGGGUGCAGCCGGCGGUGGCGGCGGCGCCGGUUCUGCUGGCGGUGGCCUUGCUGCUGGCGGCGGCAUUGGCAUUGGCAUUGGCAGCGGCGGCGGCGGAGGCACCAACAGCACCUCCGAUGAUUUCAUGCCGAACAGCGUGUCCCGCGACUUUACCAUUGAGCGUCUACUGGAUGCCGAACAGCGUGCGGAGGCGCAUAGCGGCGAUCGGGCGCUAACUUUCCUGCGCGUCGGACCCAACUCGACGGUGCAGCCGGACUACAAGGGUGCCGUCUCGGCGCUCUGCCAGGUGGUUAACAAACAGCUGUAUCAGAUGGUCGAAUAUGCGCGACUAAUGCCGCACUUUGCCCAGCUGCCGCUGGAGGAUCAGGUGAUAUUGCUGAAGGCCGCCUGGAAUGAGCUGCUAAUUGCGAAUGUGGCCUGGUGCAGCAUCGAAUCGCUGGACGACGCGCUCGCCGGCAUCGGGCACGACAGCGCCUUCGAUCGGCGGUCGCCGGUGCUGCAGCCGCAGCAGCUGUUCCUCAACCAGAGUUUCUCGUACCAUCGGAACAGCGCCAUCAAGGCGGGCGUGCACGCAAUUUUCGAUCGCAUUCUGUCCGAGCUGAGCGUCAAGAUGAAGCGCCUCAAUUUGGACAGACGCGAGCUGUCCUGCCUGAAGGCGAUCAUAUUGUAUAAUCCGGAUAUACGCGGCAUCAAGAAUCGCGCCGAUAUCGAGCUGUGCCGCGAGAAGGUCUACGCCUGCCUCGACGAGCACUGCCGCCUGGAGCAUCCCGGCGACGAUGGACGCUUCGCACAGCUGCUGCUGCGCCUGCCCGCAUUGCGUUCGAUCAGCCUCAAGUGCUUGGACCACCUGUUCUUCUUCCGCAUCAUCAGCGAUAGGCCGCUGGAUGAGCUAUUUAUUGAACAGCUGGAGUCGCAGCCGCCGCCGGGCCUGAUCCUCAAUUCCGAGUGAAUUUCGAUUAGCUAUCGGAUCUGUUGCCUGUUAUCGAUAGAACAAAUCGAUCUUUAUUGCAUGCUAUAUCUAUAUAUAUAUAGCGUGUAACGAAGAUCGUUUAUCGAUUCUAUCGAAAUCGAUUGAUUGUUUCAUUGUGAUUGAGUUUGUUUGCAUUUCUCUGCCAACCCCGCCCCGCCCCGCCCCCCUCCCUUUUCCAACUCACCAAGGUCUUUUAUAAUUUGUAACAUGAAUAUUUAAUCUGAUAAAUAUGUAAUUUUUUAUUAUUACUUUUUUUUUUUUGUAAUAAUAUAUAUAUAUAUAUAUAUAUGUAUAUAUAAUUUUUUUUUGCAAACUAGAAAAUGUUUUCCUUAAGAUUGAACCGUUUAUUGCUGUGUAAACGAAAAAAUAAAACAACACUAAACACACAAAAUAAAACAUAGUUAAAUGUAUGUGACGUUGGCUGACAUACAUACAUAUGUAUGUAUAUAUGCUACAUAUAUGUAUACAUAUGUAUAUAAAUAUAUAUAUAUAUAUCUAUACAUAUACAUAAACAAAUUGUAAUUAUUUCUUAAAUAAUUGUACCCACAAGUUAUAAAAUACAUGCGAAUUAUAAAUAUAUAUACACGUGCACAUAGAUCUAUAUAUAUAUAUAUUAUAUAUAUGCUAUAUUUUCAACGACAUUUGUGUGUGCGUGUGUGUGUGUGUGUGCGUGCGUGUGCGUAGGAAAGUGUUUUCUUUUACCUUGGAAUUUGUCCCUGUCCAAAAUCCCCACAAAUGAAUGGAACUGCAGCGAAUACUCGUGUACAGUAGACACUCGUUAGGUGCAACCAAUUGACGGCAAAUUCAGUUAGGAGAUUUACAUCUCUUCGAACUUAACCAACUUUUUGCUCUUGAUUUGUCCUUGAAUCGUUUCCAUAUUAAAAAAAAAUUUUUU
Molecule: messenger RNA, 2834 nt
Organism: Drosophila montana
Lineage: Eukaryota; Metazoa; Arthropoda; Insecta; Diptera; Drosophilidae
Gene: usp
Product: ultraspiracle
Exons: 1
Coding region: 422-1918 (498 amino acids)
Biological process (GO): regulation of DNA-templated transcription
Cellular component (GO): nucleus; chromatin
Molecular function (GO): sequence-specific DNA binding; nuclear receptor activity; zinc ion binding
Source: RefSeq, a predicted model, not a curated record